Molecule: messenger RNA, 1567 nt
Organism: Drosophila biarmipes
Lineage: Eukaryota; Metazoa; Arthropoda; Insecta; Diptera; Drosophilidae
Product: trafficking protein particle complex subunit 12
Exons: 4
Coding region: 81-1535 (484 amino acids)
Cellular component (GO): TRAPP complex; Golgi apparatus
Molecular function (GO): protein binding
Source: RefSeq, a predicted model, not a curated record
GCCAGUCACUGUCACAGUCACAGUCAGGGCACCGAUAGUGCCAUCUCCAACAAGUUAUCGGAAAACAAUCUGCAAAAGACAUGUCAAACAAAAUAAGCGAAUAUUUUGCGAAUGAUCCGCCCAGUUUCUUCGAUGAGCUGGCGAACAAACCCAAGCCCAAGGAGUUGCCAGCAGAAGGAGGUUCCACCAGCAGCAACACCAGCAGUUCCGGCGCAAACAUGAUGUCCAACACCUUCACCGGAUUUUUCCAGCCACCUGAGUUCGUUGAGACACCUGAGACAGGCGAGGACGCCAUAAAAGUCACGGACGAGGUGCGAAAUCUGUGGGAGCUGCCGCGGGAAAACGAGUCGGCCAAACUAAUAAUGCCGGGCAUCCAUCUGCAAAAUGACCUGGCGGAUCCCAUCGCUGUAGCAGUUACCCAACACCUCGGAGAGGCCGAGUUGUCCUAUCGCAAAAUCCUCCGCGUCGAUGAUGUCACACAGGACGAGCGCGGAUUGAGGACGCUCAUCCACGCCGGCUGCUAUCGCACAGCUGUCAAUCUGACUGGCCGCCUUUUGACCAUCUACGGCCAGGGAUAUGGCAGGUCUGGUCAGCCGGCCAAGCACUCGCCGCACUCCCUGCAGCUGUGGUUCACCCGCCUCGCCCUCCUCGCAAAACUGGGCGAGUUCGAGCUGUUGAGCGCCGAAGCAGAACCCUUUGGCCAGCUCCGGAGCGCCGACGUCUUCUACGACUUCUAUCCAGAGAUGUACAAUGGCAAGAGCGGAUCCAUUGCCUGCUUCUCGUUCCGGCUCCUGCUGGCCGAGCUGCCCAUUUAUCUGGGCAAACCGCACAUCGCCCUGGACAGGCUUUCGGAACUCCAUGUUACCAGCCGGGAGAUCAAAGAGCACUAUAGCAAUCUGCGCAACAAGGCGGCCGAGGAGUUUUGGCAAAGGCGAUGCGAGAGGGUGUUGCACUCGAUCAUCAACUGUGGAUUGAUGAUGAAGAAAUUCAGUAUGAUAGACGACAUAAUGGAGGGAACCCUUCUAAAGCGAUCUAACUUGAGCAAGGAGGACCAGCGUUCGUUGUACUCCGCUUGGGGACGCAUUUACCUUCAAAUUGGUGAUAUCUUCGGGGCAGAACAAAAGUUCGCCGUCUCAAGGAGACUGAGGGAAAUUAACUCCUCGCCUGACCUGAGGGACCUGGUGGAUAAGGGCCUGAUAGCUGUGGCCAAGAACGAUUUCCCCGAGGCCUAUGUGAUAUUCCAGAAGGCCUUGCACCUGGACAGCGGCAACACAAUGAUCCUCAACAACAUGGGAGUAUGCCUUCUGUAUGCCGGCAAGCUCAAGGAUGCUAUAAACCUGUACGAACGCGCCAUCAACCUGAAUCCCCAGAAAUCCCUUAACGAGAGUUUGCUGGUCAAUCUCUCCACUUUAUACGAACUGGAAUCGAACAACUCCAAGGCGAAAAAGUAUAACCUUUUGCGGCUAAUUAACCGAUACAAGCCAGAUCUCAACAUAAGCAUAGAAAUUUGUCUAAAACUCCAGACGAUAAAUUAGCAAUAAACAAUUGUUAAACAUUCCAAAAAGAA